Messenger RNA from Cataglyphis hispanica, 3049 nucleotides. RefSeq lists its product as uncharacterized. Lineage: Eukaryota; Metazoa; Arthropoda; Insecta; Hymenoptera; Formicidae. The coding region runs from base 297 to 899 and encodes 200 amino acids. Gene Ontology annotation, molecular function: chitin binding. Gene Ontology annotation, cellular component: extracellular region. The transcript is spliced from 3 exons. The record is from RefSeq and is a predicted model, not a curated record.
GCUAAUGCUAUCUGGCUUCACGAGCUACCUUUCUUCAGUCUUUCACGUCCCGAGCGACCGGUCGCACAGUCGAGACGACAAACGCACGUUCCGUUCGCCGACGCGAGUAUACUCGCGUGCCUCUUUCUUUCGUUUAUCGCGAAGAGAGUUGACUCGACGCGGAUACACACAAUUCGACGAUGCGUCCGCGAUCGUAGCUCUCGCUAGUGUCAACACGGAGGCGCGGGUCAUUAGGGUGGUGCAGGACCUGCCGAGGAAAGAGAGUAGAAGAAGCGGAGGAGGAGAGGUAUAAUAAUAUGAAGCUCUUCUGCGUGGCGAUUAUCAUCGCAAGUGCAGCAGCGUUUCUUUUGACUAUCGUUGAUGGUACACGUGAUGGUCGGGGCGACAAAGUAUCGAAGCGAGCGAAGCAGCUCGAUCCCGACGAGGACGAUUAUUAUUACGAUGAUCCGGUGGACGAGAGAAACAAUCCGACGAACGAAGCGCCGGCCGUGCCGCCCGGAUUCCUGAGCCCGUCUGUGCGCGCGUACCUCGAUCUCGGUAAAUCGAUACCCGGUCGACCAGGCACGGAUUAUCCGGUGCUGGGGAAGGUGCCCUACACGAAUUUUUACUGCGACGAUCAGUCUUUCCCCGGCUUCUUUGCCGACGUAGAGACGAGAUGCCAGGCGUGGCAUUAUUGCGACAUAGACGGCCGACAGGCAACGUUUCUCUGCCCGAACGGCACGCAAUUCAGCCAAGCGGUAUUCGUCUGCGACUGGUGGUUCAACGUAAGAUGCGAGCUCAGCCCGAAGCUCUACGCCAUCAACAGUCGACUUUACGGUACGCCCACCGAGAGCCCGACCAGACCUCACCGAUUGAUCACGAAGGAGCUUUUGGAGAAUAUCUUCGUGCGUAGGAAAUGAAGUGGCCGAGCCGGCGCCACGCGAUACUUGAAAUAAAGAAAGAAGAAGAGAAGGUACGAGAGGAAAAAGGAGAACCGUCAUUCGAAAUGGAAAAUACUUUCCAUCGCCAUACAGAAAUAUCGCAAAGAGUCGCCAGGAGUCUUUAAUUCACAUAAGAUAUCCUUUUAUCAUUUUUUAACUAAUCGUCGCGGAUCGUGUUACUUCAAGAUUCUCGAUUUGUAUUUCCGAACGAAUCGUAGUCACUCAAUUAUUCCAUUAUACUGCUCGACAAACCAGCGCGAGACUUAUGCCUGGACUCUAUCACGAUUGCGAAAACACUUUCACAGGAAACGUGUACGAGACAUUCGAGAACAUCCGAUGAAUAAUCGACCGCGAGGAAAACACAUCAUUCUGAAGAUCCACUCUGAAUCCGAGAGAUUAUCGAAAGAGAUAAAUCUUUGUCCAAUGAAUAUCGAAGUGAUCGGCGAAGACUUUUCAUUCGUGAGCGAAGACGCGGCGCCGAGGAAACGAGGAGGAUGCUCGUGGAUGCUGAGCACCGCUGUGUCAAUAAGAGAAGAACCGGAGAUGGACUUCCGCUCGCGUUCACCCUUCCGCAUUCGCGUCCCUACGACCUUCAAUACGGUUCUUAAUCGUUGAUGAGAUCCCGUCCGAGACUAUUGUAACUCUCCUCCGUCCUCUUUACGGACGGAUAUCAUCGACGUCUUUCUAUCGCGCGUCUCCUCCGUAGAUAAGAAGCUUCGGAAGUUGAUUGUUAUAACGGAAGUACGACAGCCAUGUGCCAUCGACACAUUUGCGCAAAAAUCAAUCAACCAUUUGUGAUCGAUCAUCAAAAUCGGACUUUCCUCAAGUCGACGAUGCGCGCUUUGACUGUAUUUUCAGUGGCGAUCUUUUGUUGUACGCCAAUCAUGUUUAUCAAUCAAAAAAAAUAGAUCAAUUUCGACAAAAUUUAAUUACGCUUUAAUUUUGAUGUCGUAGUGUUCGUUUUAUUUUCAAAAGUUAAUUUUUAUACGCUAAAUUAUGUCUAUAAAUAGGUAAAUAUCUUCAAAAUAUCUUUAAUAUACUGUUGUAAAUAUAGUACCGAUAAUAAACAUACAAAGCAUCUAACCGAAAAUAUUAUUAACUUAUUAAUUUUAUUGUAUGAAUCGUUGAGCGAUAUGAUAAAUUAUUAAAAAAGGAAUAAAAAUUUGACAUUUCUUUAUAUAUACUUAUUUUUAAAUCACGAUUACUAUUAUAUUUGACGAAAAACUACAAUUUACUUUAUGACUUAUUAUUUCAUCCGACGAUUCAUGACGCAAACAGCGUAAUAUUUAGAGAAAAAUAUAUCCAAAAAUUAUUUAAUUUGAGUAAUCGUUUAAAAAUAUAGAGAAUACAUUGUUUUGCAAAAUAUCGAAUUUUUGCGACAAUAUAAAUUGCUAUCUCUUUCGAACUGCGCCGCAAGAAGAAAUCGUUGCGCGUGUGUGGCAUCGGCGGAUGCAAAAGUAAUGAUGCUGCCCGAAAUCAAGCCGAUGCAAUUGUAUACAUUUUGAUUGUGAUGUUCGAGUGAAGUACGACAACGGCAAAGGAUUGCCGGCAAUAAGUAAUGGCAUGUUGUGCGAUCGCGUGAUAUUGUUGUGGCUCGCGUAGUGCUCUGAAAAGCGCUCUUCACGCGACAAAUUCUCGUCAUGACUAAUAAACGAAUAUAUGCACGACAAGCACAAUCGAAUUGCGAGUUGCGAUUUUUUUUUUAUUUUACAAAAUACAAAAAAAUGAUAAAUAUAACUGUAACUAAUAAUUAUACUGGAGGCAUCUCCCUCGUUUCGAGUUUGAGUUCGUAGUGAUAAUUAAUCGUUGAGAUUGUGAAUGAGCAAGUGUAUGCGUAUAAUUUUGUGUAACGUCACUGUUAUUCGUAUUGUUUUUGUAGCUUUUUGCAAUAGUAUGAACACAUGUGCCUAAUAUCUUCGCGCCUUGUAUAUAAUAGAGAUAAAUCAUAUAUGUCUAUUAAGCCAUUACAGCCAAUCUUGUUCUACAGCGUUAUAAAUUCGUUAAUAAUUUUGUGUAAAAAAAAAAAAUUAAUAUUUAAUCAAUAAUAAAAAAAUUCAAUGUUUUUCAAAAUUCGAAUAAACGCAAUUGGCGAUGAAAAUAUGCGAUUAAAAAAGAUAUGUCAAAACAUA